Messenger RNA from Cetraspora pellucida, 822 nucleotides. The record is from the annotation of a GenBank genome assembly. NCBI's taxonomy places the organism in Eukaryota, Fungi, Glomeromycota, Glomeromycetes, Diversisporales, Gigasporaceae.
AUGUCCAUUGAAAAACCAUUCCGAUUGCAAACUAUUGGAGAUCACGAAGGAGUGGAACGUUAUUAUUUACGCUCCCUUCAGUGUCCUUAUCGUUAUCGACAUGUGGUUAUAUCAAUGGUAAUUCCAACAAAACACGAGCAAGAUAAAUUGUUACGCAAGUAUUCUUUUUCGCAUUACAUAAAGAUGUCUCGUGUUUAUCAACCAAUUAAAUCAAAUCAUGAAUCUCGGCCUUUUUCAGAAUUUCGCUAUUUGUUAAAGCUUCAAAGGCUUCACCUUUCACCCGAUGUUUUUCCAUUCGCCUUUAGUAGGGGUUUCACUGGUUCGUCAGGGAGCUCUAUUUUUCGUCCUUCACCGGCUUUAGGUCUCGCUUUUCGUCAUUUACAUAAAACCACGCCAGUCCAAAAUAAUAUGGAUGAGUAUAAUAAAAUCCUCAACAUUCAGCGUGCUGCCAGACCUAUCUCUCCUCAUAUGACCAUUUAUCAACCUCAAAUAACGUGGUAUAUGUCCGGUUUCCACAGAAUUACUGGGGGCGCUUUGGCAACCGCUCUUUAUGGGGGUGCUAUAGCAUAUGCUAUCCAAGGUCAAUUAGGAUUAGGAUUAAAUUCUGAUGCACUUAUCGCUGAAAUAGCCACACUUCCAGCUUCCCUUAAAUUUGCUGGAAAAUUCGCUUUAGCUUUUCCAUUUACUUUUCAUACUUUUAACGGUGUCAGACAUUUGAUUUGGGAUACUGGAAGUGCGUUAACACUCAAAGGUGUUUAUGCUACAGGUUAUACUGUCUUAGGACUCUCUGCCAUUUCCACUCUUGGAUUGUGUAUGAUUUAA